This is a messenger RNA of Otolemur garnettii (small-eared galago), 1185 nucleotides long. It is a transcript of the gene CA1, whose product is annotated as carbonic anhydrase 1. Lineage: Eukaryota; Metazoa; Chordata; Mammalia; Primates; Galagidae. The transcript is spliced from 8 exons. The coding region runs from base 79 to 867 and encodes 262 amino acids. Gene Ontology annotation, molecular function: carbonate dehydratase activity; zinc ion binding. The record is from RefSeq and is a predicted model, not a curated record.
GUUCUCUGCAGAGAUAAUGAAAAGAACUGGAGUUUCAAGCUCACUUUGGAAGAGAAAAAGAAAACUAAGUAGAAGAUCAUGGCAAGUUUAAACUGGGGAUAUGAUGGCAAAAAUGGCCCUGAACAAUGGAGAAAUCUGUAUCCCAUUGCGGAUGGAAAUAACCAGUCUCCUAUUGACAUUAAAACCAGUGAAACCAAACAUGACCCCUCUCUGAAGCCUAUCAGCGUCUCCUACAACCCAGCUGCAUCCAAGGAGAUUAUCAAUGUGGGACAUUCCUUCCACGUAAAUUUUGAGGACAAUGACAACCAGUCAGUGCUAAAAGGUGGUCCUCUCUCUGAAAGCUAUCGGCUCCAUCAGUUCCAUUUUCACUGGGGCAGUACAAAUGACUAUGGUUCUGAGCACACUGUGGAUGGAGUCAAAUAUUCUGGAGAGCUUCACAUAGUUCACUGGAAUUCUGCAAAGUACCCCAGCUUUGCUGAAGCUGCCUCCAAGGCUGAUGGUUUGGCAAUUAUUGCUGCUUUGAUGAAGGUUGGUCAGGCCAACCCAAAGCUGCAGAAAGUACUUGAUGCUCUAAGUGCAGUUAAAACUAAGGGCAAACGAGCCCCAUUCACAAAUUUUGACCCCUCUGUGCUCCUUCCUUCAUCCCUGGAUUACUGGACCUACCCUGGCUCUCUGACUCACCCUCCUCUUCACGAGAGCGUAAUCUGGAUCAUCUGUAAGGAGCCCAUCAGUGUAGGCUCGGAACAGCUGGCACAGUUCCGCAGCCUUCUAUCGAAUGCCGAAGGUGAAAAUGCUGUCCCCAUACAGCACAACAACCGACCGCCCCAGCCUCUGAAGGGCAGGACAGUGAAAGCUUCAUUCUCAUGAGCCCAAGAAGGAACUCACCUUCAAGAACACAGCCCUGCUUCUAACAUAAUCCAGUAAAAUACUAAUUUUUAAGAAACAUUGAUUUCAAUGCUACCAAGAUAACAUACCUGCAAAUUUAAUCUGUAGAAUGAAGAACUUUAAUUUUAGUUAUUAAUGCUUAUACUCAAAUAAUAAUCUGUAAGCUUGCAAAUAGUAAUCGGUAAGCAUAAAUUUAUGCUUACAUUUAACUUUAUUUGUAGAAUUCUUCUUAGUUACAAACUGCUGAGUGAUUGGUGUCUUUUCCUAUUGUAGAACUAAAAAACUGCAAUUUUGGUUCUU